Molecule: messenger RNA, 1797 nt
Organism: Eimeria necatrix
Lineage: Eukaryota; Apicomplexa; Conoidasida; Eucoccidiorida; Eimeriidae
Product: RNA polymerase Rpb3/Rpb11 dimerisation domain-containing protein, putative
Exons: 9
Coding region: 1-1797 (598 amino acids)
Source: RefSeq, a predicted model, not a curated record
AUGCUAUGUCGGCCAGGCGGGGGAAAAAUUUAUCUGCGCAGCAGCAGCAGCAGCAGCAGCAGCAUUGGCGUUCUUCAGCAGAAGCCAGAGGCAGCAGCAGCAGCAGCAGCAGCAGCGGCUUCAACCUGGGGAGCUCUUGCCUUCGUGUAUGGAUCCCCAGCAGCAGCAGCAACAGCAGCAGCAGCAGCAGCAGCAGCAAGGCAGCAGCAGAAAGUGCUGCGGCAGCUGCCUCGAUUUGCAGCAGCAAAAGACACAGGAGGCCCCUCCGACAGCAGCAGCAGCAGCAACCACGAUAGCAGUAGUAGCAGCAGCAACCACGACAGCAGCAGCAGCAGCAGCAGCAGCAAACCUCGCAGGACCUCUCGUAAGCCUCGUUCCAGCAGCAGCAGCAGCAGCAGCGGCAGCAGCAGCAGCAGCAGCAGCAGCAGCAAAACAACUCUUUACAGGCGGGGCCCCACGCCGUUGGGUGCGAAGCUGCCUGUGUCUCGUUGCAGCGAAAUCAACAGCAGCAGCAGCAGCAGCAGCAGCAGCAGCAGCAGCAGCAGCAGCAGCAGCAGCAAAACGGAAGCAAUGAGCAAGGAGGAAAUAGAUGGCGCGGGAAACACCCCCGCGUUGGUGAACAGUUUGUUGACUUCGCUGUGCAACAUUUCGCCCUUCUUUAGGUCUUCUUUCUGGGAACACUACCCUCUAUACCACGAGCUCUUCAACCAGACAGUCCUCGACCCAGGCGUAGUGACCCUGCCCGACAACCGCAGCAGCAGCAGCAGCAGCAGCGACAGCAGCAGCAGCAGCAGCAGCAGCAACAGCAGCAGCAGCAGCAGCAGCAGCAGCAAGGAUGAAGGGGGCUUCGCCCCGAUUCAGCUGCGGGCCGACUGGGACCCAGAGCGAGACCGAUUGGGUUUAGGCUACGGGGAUGCCAGAAUCUUUGAAGAUUGGCCCUCUUGGGAUCCGUCCUUUAAGCUGCAAGUUACAGAAGCCACCAAUCUCACCAUUGUCCCCCAAACGGGACUCUACCGGGAAGAGGAAGGGUUUAGUUACCGCCUCUUCAAGCGCAGACCCCUGGCGCCUGCCCCAACCAAACCGCAGCAGCAGCAGCAGCAGCAGCAGCAGCAGCAGCAGCAGCAGCAGCAGCAGCAGCAGGAGGAACCGAUUUUUUACCCCACAAGCUGCUACUUCGGGGCUUGCAAUAGAAUGCGCAUUGCAGUCCACAAGCUCAUGGGCACGCAGGGCUGGGAACAAAUUUGCAAACACAAAGAAGCUGAAAGGCAGCAAGAACUCCAAGGGGGGCCCCCCCUUUAUACCCUAAACCCUAAUGGAGAGUUGCGGCCUGUAAACCCUGAAAGUGGGGCCCCAUCUCUCCCCAUAGUGCCCCCCCCGCCGCCCGAAAUUAGCCCAGAAGAAUGGUUCAGGCAAGAGCAGCAGCAGCAAAUGCAGCAGCAACAGCAGCAGAUACAGCAGCACCCGCACCCGCAGCAGCAGCAACAGCAGAUACAGCAGCACCCGCAGCAGCAGCAGCAACAGCAGCAGCAGCAGAUACAGCAGCACGCGCUGCAGCAGCAGCAGCAGCAGCAGCCAGAAGAUGCAGCAGGCAGCCCAGACGACGUGCUUCUAGAGGAUUUACCUCUUCCGCGGAGAGCACUUGAGGGCUUGAAGGAAUGCGGUGUACGUACACUGGGCCAAGUCAGCCUCUACUCACUGCAGCAGCUGCUGCGGAUUCCAGGCGUAAGCCUUUCAGCAGCAACUUUGCUGCAGCAGCUGCUGCAGCACCGCUACGACAGGGAGUUGGCCCCGGACUAA